Messenger RNA from Brassica napus (rape), 1028 nucleotides. Its product is annotated as phosphoprotein ECPP44. The transcript has 2 exons. NCBI's taxonomy places the organism in Eukaryota, Viridiplantae, Streptophyta, Magnoliopsida, Brassicales, Brassicaceae. The coding region runs from base 378 to 860 and encodes 160 amino acids. The record is from RefSeq and is a predicted model, not a curated record.
UCGUUGUUUCUAUAUAAGCCCAUCGUCUUGUUCAGCCCACUCCAAUUAGCAUUCAAAAUCAGUUGUGACUUCUUAACAGAUUAUUUAAACAUUGUAUGUACUACUUUUUUGCUCUUCUUAUUGAAUACCGUGGACCGCCCACACCGUCCAUCCAUUGAUCGGCGCAACGCAGAGUAUUCAGAAUGUACUAUGUUUAACGUGAACCUAGUUCUAAUUACUAGUAUUAGUUCUCUUGUAAUUAUAAAUAAACAUAUAAAAUAGCAGAGGGAGUAGUGGACGAACUGAUGAGGUCGAGCUACUAUAAAUACUAACAGCAUGGCUAUGUGUAACUUAUCAACUUGCUAGGCUAAGUAUUCAAACUGAGUAGUGAUUAAUAGAUGGCGGAUUAUUCCCGUGCUAGUGAGCAGCAGGAAGCCGAUUCUGCAGCUUCUAAAGGGUGUGGAAUAUUUGAAUUUCUCAAGAAGAAACCGGAAGAUGUAUCUUCCUCCGAUGUGACCAAGGAAAACAAGGGAGAGGAGAAGCCUUCUCUGGCUGAAAGAAUUCAUAGCUCUUCAACAAGUGAUGAAGAAUCCGGUGAAAAUGGGGAAGUGAAGGAGAAGAAAAAGAAGAAGGAGAAGGAGAAGGUGUGUUGUCACAACAAGGAAGAUGAUGUAGAUCAGUGUGAAACAGAGGAGAAGAAGGGCAUUAUGGAGAAGAUCAAGGAGAAGCUUCCUGCAGCUAAAGGUCAAGACCAAGCCAAGCAGCCUGAACAUGAGGAUGGGAAGGAGAAAGGGAGUAUAGUCUGUAUAGAGAAGAUUAAAAAGAAGCUUACUAGUCAUACUAAGCACGAAGACGAUGAUGAGAAGAAAAAGGAAACUUAGUUAGUUAGAGUGUUUUUACUUUCGGUAAAUGAUUCUUCAUCUUUUUGUAUUCUCCACCUCCUCAUGUGUCUCCAGGCUAAUAUUCUCAAAACUAAAAGGUUUAAGAAAAAUGCAUAAUGGUUUUAAUAUGAAAUCAAUUAUAAAUAUCAAUAUAAAUCUAUGUAUAUU